Papaver somniferum (opium poppy) is the source of this 1263-nucleotide messenger RNA. RefSeq names its product probable phospholipid hydroperoxide glutathione peroxidase. Gene Ontology annotation, cellular component: cytosol. Gene Ontology annotation, molecular function: glutathione peroxidase activity. The coding region runs from base 382 to 1095 and encodes 237 amino acids. Gene Ontology annotation, biological process: response to oxidative stress. The transcript has 6 exons. The record is from RefSeq and is a predicted model, not a curated record. Lineage: Eukaryota; Viridiplantae; Streptophyta; Magnoliopsida; Ranunculales; Papaveraceae.
GAUGCGAACAAAUCAGAGGAGUUUGGGAAGAAACAAACAAGGUGCGAGUCAGAUUCGAACAAAUCAGAGGAGUUUGGGAAGAAACAAACAAGGUGCGAGUCAGAUUCUUAUGAAUCAGAUGCAAAAUGAGUCAGCAAAAAACACACAAGGUACGAAUACUGUUGGGUAACGGGUUGGAGAAACACCUCUGAAUCCCUUCCAGCCCGGCGGGAUAAUAAACCGACAAACAAGACUUUGACACGUAAUCCCAAUACUAUCCACGUGUAAUGAAGUAUCAACGUGGGUGCAUUAUACUGCUACACGCGAACAGAAAUUAUAUGAUGAAACUUUUUGUUUUCUUAUUUCACCGCCGAUUCCAAGAUCUUUUUCACAAAAAUCUCGAUGUUCACGUCGUCGUCUUCUUCUAUAGCUCGAAUCAUUUUGAGUCGAAGAAAUCCUUUAAGAAUUAUAAUAUCAUCAAAUAUCCAUCUCCGUUCACUUUCUAAUCAAACCCACUUUUCUUCGUUACCAACACCUCCUGUUACUUCUUCAUCAUUUUCAAGACCUAGUUUUUUAAUUCCUUUAAGAUCAUUUUCUGAAAUGGCAAGUCAUUCUAAGAAAACCCAUGGUUCUAUUCACAAUUUCACUGUCAAGGAUGCUAGAGGCAAUGAUGUGGAUCUCAGCACUUACAAGGGAAAAGUUUUGUUAAUUGUCAAUGUCGCUUCACAAUGUGGAUUGACUACCUCAAACUACACUGAGCUUGCUCAAUUGUAUCAGAAGUACAAGGAUCAAGGUUUAGAGAUACUUGCUUUCCCAUGUAAUCAGUUCCGCGGGGAAGAACCUGGAACUAAUGAGGAGAUUGUAGAGUUUGCUUGCACUCGCUUCAAAGCAGAGUAUCCCAUCUUUGAUAAGGUGGAUGUUAAUGGGGACAAUGCAGCACCGAUAUACAAGUUCUUGAAGUCGAGUAAAGGUGGUCUGUUUGGGGAUAGCAUCAAAUGGAACUUUGCCAAAUUCCUCGUAGACAAGGAAGGCCAUGUUGUUGAUAGAUAUGCACCCACUACCUCCCCUCUCAGCAUCGAGAAAGACAUUAAGAAGUUGUUGGGAGCCUCAGCUUAAUUUAGGGCCUUGGCCUUUUGCAAGAGCGAGAUAAGUGCGACCGUGGUAAAAGAAAAUACACUUUUCUGUAACACUCUACACUUUACUGAAACACUGUAUGUGGUAAUAAUUUGGUGUUGGUAAUAACAUUCUGCCGGGAUCUUUCAGAAUAACUGUGGGUUUCUUUCA